Molecule: messenger RNA, 5496 nt
Organism: Oryctolagus cuniculus (rabbit)
Lineage: Eukaryota; Metazoa; Chordata; Mammalia; Lagomorpha; Leporidae
Gene: SRMS
Product: src-related kinase lacking C-terminal regulatory tyrosine and N-terminal myristylation sites
Biological process (GO): protein phosphorylation
Molecular function (GO): protein tyrosine kinase activity; ATP binding
Source: RefSeq, a predicted model, not a curated record
CCCGCCGCGGAGGGUCGGGGGAAGCCAGGGACCUGAGGGGCGGAGCGCGGACUGCGCAGGGCGCAGAACCCGCCCACCGGCUCCACGGGACGGCUGGACUCAGGGUCUUCGCUUCCGUCGCUAGGGAGCGCGGGGUCGGGUCCGCGCCCUUCCUAGGAGGCCCGAGGCCCGAGGCCGCGGGUCCGAAAGCCGGGCUGAGCCAGCCGAGGCUGGCGGCCCCUUGGGCGGAGAACCCCUUUGGGCGGAGACCUCCUUGGGCGUCCGUCUGCGCACCGCGCUUCCCCUACGCCCCCGGGUUAGGGGCAGGGGCUUCCGCUCAACGCCCACUCGUGCGACCUCGACGGACUUGGGGAGGGAGCGACCUGCGAACCCUCGGGGGCCGGGGUGACCUGGCGGGAGGGCCCGCUCUGCAGGGGCUCCUCCGAGGGGUCCUCGGGCCCUUGUGUCCCAUGCGUGUGUACGAGCGCGCUCGGGACCUCCGGAGUGCCCAGCUCGGGGUCUGCGCCCAGCCGUCCGCCUCAGCCACCUUGCCAGGAAGGAGGAGCAGGGAGCCCCUUCCCACCCGCGGCCUCCCCUGCCGAGAGCUAAGUGGCUCGACUCCCUCCUUUCCUCCCCCAUUCCUGACUGUGAUCCCAGCCUUGGGAGGGGGCUCCCAGAGUGGACCCCUGUAGGCCUGUACCCCACCCCCAAACCAGAGCAGGCCCUGAAAGCGGGGCUGGGGGUGUGUGACUGCCCCUUGUCCGCCACCCAGCCUGGGCACUCAGAAGGGCUCGGUAGAUCACGCCCACUCCUGGGCCUGGGUGGGGGGAGACCCCACUCCAAGCUGCAGCCCACGGGGAAGGGGCUGGCAGACCUGACCUCCUCCCUGGUCCCACAGCCCCCUCCUCUGUGUCUGACUCCCCAGAACCCCGGAGCACGGUUGCCAGCCUCAGCCUCAUACCCAGGAAGCCCCCUCCUCAAAGCGCUGGGUCCCUGGUGUCCUCCGGGCGCUGCAGGCUCUGUGGAAGCCGGGGAGACAAGCUGCAGAAAGGCCCACGGUCAGGGGUGGGUUCCCAGCCGGGGCCGCCGGCCGGUGCCUCUGCGUCCCCGCCGGGGCUGUCUCAGUGGUUGGGCCGCCGUGGGGCUGAGGCUGCGGUGUCUCGGUGUCUCCGUGUCUCCGCAGCAUCGCAGGAGGAGGUGAGGCAGGUGGAGCCCAGCUGGAGGCACAGGGCAGUGGGGCCUUCAUCUGGGGCGCGGGGGGGACUGCAGGUGCUGGGUGGGGGAAGGGCUGAGGAGGGGCUGGGGGGUGCUGCUGGGCAGUCCGGCAGGAGGCCCGACCCCAUCGCUCCAGGCCUCCCUCCUUGGGGUGGGGGACUCUGGGGCCCCCAAGUGGUUUUUCAGGAGACAUUGUUUUAGAAAGAUUAAUUAAUUAGAAAUUAAUUAAUAGGAGAGUCAGGGUGUGUGGGGGUGGUGGGGGCGCAGCUAGGUUUUCCAUCCGCUGAUUCACUUCCCAGGCCAAAGCCAGGAGCCAGGAACUCCAUCCAGGUCUCCCAUGUGGGUGGCAGGGCCCAUGGGUCAUUCUCGCUGCCUUCCCUGGUGUUGGCAGGGAGUAAAGUGGAGCAGCCCCAGCCUGGACGCCCAGAUGCAUGGCGACUGCCUGGCCUGGUUUCCUACGGGAAAGCAUCCCUGUCCGACUCUGGUGGGGGGGGGCGGGGACAGAGCCUCGCUGCUGCAUCUCAGGAGGAGGGAACUCCCACCCCCACCAUGGGGCCUUGGCUACGGGCAAGGCUGGACGUCCACCAUGCCAGGUCCCCAUGUUCUCGGGAGACUUGGGGACAGGUGUGGGGCAGGGAGGGUGGCUCAGGGCUGGCCUGGGCUCCAGCUGCAGAUGGUGCUGAGUCCCUGGGACCUCGAGGGCCUGACCCCACUGCAGUCAGCACUGGGAGUGCCCACUCCGGAUGGCCGGCUUCCCAGGGCUGGGGGGCAGUCAAGGCUACAGCUGCAUGCAGAACCCACGCUGGCUGGUGGCCUCCCCUCCCGUGGUUCUCCCCUCUCUGCCUGAACUCCACGCCCAGUAGGAUGCUCCACAGCCCUCAGCCUGCCUGGAGCUGGGAGGCCGGCAGUCCAGAGCCGCGCCUCUCUGCACUGGCCACUGGGCAUCUCCUGGCCCGGAGCGGCCCAGAGGGCACUUUGCAUCGUCCCCGGAGCACCGGUCUGGGUUGCCUAGGAGCCGCCUCUGCUGAGCCCCUGCGUGCCACGUGCCUCUGCCGGGCGGGGGUCUGCCCUCUGCCCUGCACAGGAGUCUGAUGAGCGAGAUUUGGCCGCCAUUCAGAUGGUCCUGGGGCCGCUUGGGAUGCCCUCGCCCGGUCCCGGGCCUGGGUGUGCGCCCCGGCUCUGCUGCCGCUUCCAGCGUCCUGCCGACGCACACCCUGCAAAGCCUCCGCGAUGGCUCUGGCAGGCAGGCAGGGGGAGACUGCCCCUGGCCUCCAACCGUGCCCAGCCCCGGUCCUUGGGGGCAUUUGGGAAAUGAACCCGUGGGGGAGGAGGAACUCUACUCUCAAAUAAGUGAAUGAAUGCAAACUUAAAAUAAAGAGGCGCUUUUGUCGCGUCAUCCAGCUCACGGCCAAGCAGACUGCAGUCGGUGGGGCCCGCAGCUGGGCGGGGGAGGAGAGCGCGGCGACCCCGCCCCAGCCCCGCCCCCUGCCCUCCCAGGCCCCGCCCCUGGGCCCCUCCCUCGAGAGCCCUCGGCCUGGGUCCGGGUCAGGGCAGGAGACCCCACUCCCGCUCCCGGGCGCGCAGUGCGGAUCUUGGAGAGGAGGCUGUCCCUGCGGCCCGAGGCUGAGGGCCAGACACUGCUCCGGCUGUGCGCCUCGCUGCCCCGCGUCCGACCGGCCCAUCCGGUGUCUCGGCCCUCGGGGGACCGUCCGAAUCCCAGACCGCCCACGGACCCGGUCCCCGGCGCGGCCCGCUGCGCCCCGGCCGCAUGGAGCCCUUCCUCAGGAAGCGGCUGGCCUUCCUGUCCUCCUUCUGGGACAAGAUCUGGCCGGCGAGCGAGCCGGACGAGGGCGCGGGGCUCACGCCCGAGCCCCCUGCCGCUGAGCCGGCGCCGCGUGCGACUCCCGAGUCCCCAGCGCGCAGCGCCGCGGAGCUGAACGACGGCCGCGGGGGCCGGCCCUGCGCGCCCCGCCAGGACGGCGACUACGUCCCGGCCCCCAGGCUCUCGGGCCAGCCCGGCUCUGGGCCAGUGCCCCUCGCCCAGGGUGCCGCGGCCGCCCCGGAGCUGCAUUCGGACCAACCCUGGUUCUUCCGUGGGAUCACCCGGACCCAGGCCCAGCAGCUGCUGCUGUCCCCUGCCAACGCGCCCGGGGCCUUCCUCAUCAGACCCAGCGAGAGCAGCCUCGGCGGCUACUCACUGUCAGUCCGGGCCAAGGCCAGAGUCUGCCACUACCGCAUCGGCCGUGUGCCCGGGGGCCUCUACCUGCAGGAGGGCCGGCUCUUCCCCAGCCUGGAGGCCCUGCUCAGCUACUACAAGGCCAACUGGAGGCUGAUCCACAACCCCCUGCUGCAGCCCUGCCUGCCCCAGGGGCCCGAGCGGCAGGACCCGUGGGAGCGGCCUCGCUGGGAGUUCGCUCUGCGGCGGAAGCUGGGUGAAGGCUGCUUUGGGGAGGUGUGGGAAGGCCUGUGGCUGGGCUCCGCGCCCGUGGCGGUCAAGGUCGUCAAGGCAGCAGCCAUGAAGCUGACCGACCUGGCCAAGGAGAUGGAGGUGCUCAAGGGCCUGCGGCACGAGCGGCUCAUCCGGCUGCUGGCCGUGUGCAGCGGGGAGCCCGUCUUCAUCGUCACCGAGCUCAUGAGCAGGGGCAGCCUGCAGGCCCUCCUGGCCAGCCCUGAGGGCCGGGCCCUGGGCCUGCCCCUCCUGCUGGGCUUCGCCUGCCAGGUGGCCGAGGGCAUGAGCUACCUAGAGCAGCAGCGUGUUGUGCACCGGGACCUGGCCGCCAGGAACGUGCUGGUGGGUGACGACCUCAGCUGCAAGGUGGCGGACUUCGGCCUGGCUCGGCUGCUCAAGGACGACGUCUACUCCCCGAGCAGCGGGUCCAAGAUCCCCGUCAAGUGGACGGCGCCCGAAGCAGCCCAUUUCCGCAUCUUCUCCCAGAAGUCUGACGUCUGGUCCUUUGGUGUCCUGCUCUACGAGGUGUUCGCCUAUGGCCAGUGUCCCUACGAAGGGAUGACCAACCAGGAGACGCUGCAGCAGCUGGCGCGGGGGUACCGGCUGCCGCGCCCGGCCGCCUGCCCGGCGGAGGUGUACCUGCUCAUGCUGGGGUGCUGGAGGGACGGCCCCGAGGAGCGGCCCGCGUUCGCCCUGCUGUGGGAGCAGCUGGCCACCGUCCACAGACGCCUGCUCCCGGCUCUCGCCUGACCUGGACGCUGCUCCUGCCUGCAGAGGUGCCCCGCCCAGGACAAAGUCGCUUCGGGCCGGGGCAGGGGCACUGCACAGCUGGAAACCACCGUGGCCUGAUCCUCACAUGCGGGCAUGAACACGCGUGUACACUCAUGUGCAGGCUCUAACACCGCGGAGAGCAGGUGGCUGGUGUGUCCUGUGGCCCUGGAACUCUGUGCAGAGGGUGGGUGGAGACUCAGGGGGGCGCUGUGCCCGGGUCCCAGCAGCACUGGCCCCACACGUGUGUGCCCUGCACGUGUCAGGGGAGGCACCAUCCAGCCACCUGUGCACACCAGGGCUCAAUAAAUGCGCACUGGUGGAGACACAGACACAGUCGCCAGUCACACCCCUGCCCCCAACCCGGAGCCUGGAGCCGGGGGCGCUGGGAGCACCCCUGGGCGGGAUCAGGUGGCCGGAACUGUCCCUGGGGGCAGGCGGCCUGCCAGGCCCUCCUCAGCCUGGGAGGAACAAGGGCCCUGAGCAGGGCUGGGCGGGGGCGACGGUGUGGGCGCAGCGCCCGGGGGUCACUGCUCGGAGCUGCUGCGUGGGGCAGAGAUGGACACCCUAAGACAAACCGGGGGCUGGGCCCAGGGGACCACAUGGGGGCGGGGUCUGCACAGGGUCCCCUGAGACCCCCACCCCUCGGGAACCACAGGUUGGCAGCUGGGCCCCAUAGGGUAUGGCUCUUAGGGGGAUUGCCAGGAGACAUUGCCCACCUGCUCGGACCCUGGCAAGGGCAGGCACAGCAGGGACCCCUAAGCAAAGGAGAGGCCCCUCCCACUCAGAGCAGGGGCAGGCGGGCCAGGGCUUCAGAGAGAGGUGGGGGCAGGAGCUUCUCAGAGACGCGGGCGGGGGCUGCUGGGUGGGUGUUAAUGGCGGAGGCCUUGGGUGGUGGUGUCCGGGCACGGGGCUGGCUCUGACCCCCAGGGACGGCACGGCUGGGGGUGUGGGUGGAGCCUGGGUCUGGCUCUGGCACCUGGGCCUGGAAGGAGAGACCUUGACCGGCCUUGUGAGUCUGGGGACUUGCCCAGCACGCCGGGCACUGAAAUCCCCACUCUGCACUGCUGGAGGGUGGGGCUGCC